GCACCGGCAACCUGGACUUGUACAUGACGCCCGUCAUCCCUGACAGCGACGUCCAGGCACUGCUUGGAAACAGUUCCCUGAAGACGCUUGACGCCAUCAUGGAGAGCUACAACCUGAAGGCCAGUAGGAGCGGGCAUUGGCUACUCCCGUGCUCGAAGUUCAAGGAGGCUGCCGCGACGAAGGCGACGGGAUACAUGAUCGACAA
This is a messenger RNA of Prorocentrum cordatum, 205 nucleotides long. Lineage: Eukaryota; Dinophyceae; Prorocentrales; Prorocentraceae. The record is from the annotation of a GenBank genome assembly.